AUGUUAUUGCUCCGACUCUUCAAUUUGAACGACAUAAGUUUUCCCUACUCCCACCUGGCGGACAAGCGCACACAAAAGUGGCUUUUGGUGGAAUCAUUCGCUGACGUCUUGGCGCUGCUGACCUUGUACCUGCUCCUGGUGCGCUAUCUGCCGCAAUGGAUGCAAAGACGCAAACCCCUUCAGCUCAGGCCACUGCUUCUGCUCUACAACUUUCUCUUGGCUCUGCUGAAUGCGCACAUUUUCAAGGAGCUGCUCAUCAAUGGCGCGCGCUUGAAAUACAACUUCUGGUGUCAACCGUGUCGCGAGCUAUACUCCAAAGAGGAGCUGAGGAUUGCUGCUGCCGUUUGGUGGUUCUAUGUAUCCAAGCUGCUGGAGUUCGCCGACACUAUUUUCUUCAUUUUACGCAAAAAGCAGACACAACUGACAUUCCUUCAUGUUUAUCAUCACAGCACCAUGUUUCCACUUUGGUGGAUCGCUAUCAAGUGGGUACCCACCGGUUCGACAAUAGUGCCGUCGAUGAUUAAUUCUUUCAUACAUGUCAUUAUGUACAGUUAUUAUGGUCUAAGCGCACUUGGUCCCAACGUGCAAAAGUUUUUAUGGUGGAAAAAAUAUCUAACGACUCUGCAAUUGGUGCAAUUUGUUUUCGGUGCCGCAUGGUCCACACAAGCCAUCGCCAGAGGCUGCAACUUUCCCGCAUGGAUUAAUUACAUAACCAUCCUCUAUAUGGCCAGCUUACUUUCUCUGUUUGGACAAUUUUAUGUGAAAACAUAUCAAACAAAAAGAAAUAAACAUAAUUAA
Molecule: messenger RNA, 798 nt
Organism: Bactrocera neohumeralis
Lineage: Eukaryota; Metazoa; Arthropoda; Insecta; Diptera; Tephritidae
Product: elongation of very long chain fatty acids protein 4-like
Exons: 5
Coding region: 1-798 (265 amino acids)
Biological process (GO): very long-chain fatty acid biosynthetic process; fatty acid elongation, saturated fatty acid; fatty acid elongation, monounsaturated fatty acid
Cellular component (GO): endoplasmic reticulum membrane
Molecular function (GO): fatty acid elongase activity
Source: RefSeq, a predicted model, not a curated record